CCCCCCCCCCCGCCGCCGCCGCCAUGGCUACUUCCCCUCUCCUCCUCACCGCUCUCUCUCUCCUCAUCCCCAUCCCCAUCCUCCUCCUCUUCAUCUUCCUCGUCCUUCUCCCCCGCUCCACCUCCCCUGCAUCAAAGCAGCUCAAACUCCCCCCCGGCCCCCCGGGCUGGCCGAUCAUCGGCAAUCUCUUCCAGGUCGCUCUCUCCAAGAAACCCUUCAUCCACUACGUUCCCGAUCUAAUCCCCAUCUACGGCCCCAUCUUCACCCUCCGCAUGGGCGCGCGCACUCUCAUCAUCAUCACCAGCUCCGAGCUCGCUCACGAAGCGCUGAUCGAAAAGAGCCAGCUCUUCGCCAGCCGGCCUGCGGAAAACCCUACCCGAAUCAUCUUCAGCUGCAAUAAAUUCACCGUCAAUUCCGCCAUCUAUGGUCCCGAAUGGCGAUCCCUCCGCCGCAACAUGGUCUCCGGUAUGCUCUCCACCACUCGCCUGAAGCAAUUCUACCCUAACCGCUCCGCCGCCAUGGACCGCUUCAUCGAUCGCAUCCGCUCCGAAGCCAUCGCUAACAACGGCGCCAUUUCGGUUCUCCGCAAUGCUCGCUACGCCGUGUUCUGUAUCCUGAUCUCCAUGUGCUUCGGAGUCGAGCUCGACGAGAAAGACAUUAUUCGAAUCGAUGAGGUAAUGAAAAGGGUUCUGAUAACUCUGAGCCCGCGAAUGGAUGAUUACCUCCCGCUCCUCCGUCCCUUCUUCUCCAAACAACGCGAGCAAGCCCUGAAAGUCCGGCAAGAACAAAUUGAAACCAUCGUUCCUCUAAUCGACAAACGCCGGGCGAUUCUGCGAAACCCUAACGACCACAAAUCCGCCGCCCCAUUCUCAUAUCUCGAUUCCCUGUUCGAUCUCCGAGUCGAGGGUCGGAAAUCUCCGCCAAACGACACCGAAUUAGUCACUCUCUGCUCCGAAUUUCUCAAUGGCGGAACCGAUACCACCGCUACUGCUAUCGAAUGGGGAAUCGCUCGUCUCAUCAACAACCCGUCGAUUCAAUCGAAGCUGUAUGAAGAAAUCAUCUCCGUCGCCGGAACAGAGAAUCCGGUGACUGAGAACGACAUUGAAGGUAUGGUAUAUCUCCAAGCAUUCGUUAAGGAGCUGCUGAGAAAGCAUCCUCCGACGUACUUCUCCCUCACCCACGCGGCGGUGCAGACCGCCAAGCUGGGUGGUUACGACAUUCCGGCGGACGCGAACUUAGAGAUCUAUCUGCCGACAAUCUCGGAGGAUCCGAGGCUGUGGAGGGAGCCGGAGGUUUUUAAGCCGGAGAGGUUUUUGCCGGGUGGAGGAGGGGAGAGUGCGGACAUUACAGGGGUGAAGGAGAUAAAGAUGAUACCUUUUGGGGCUGGGAGGCGAAUCUGUCCUGGUUUGGGGAUGGGGACCAUACAUAUUUCUCUGAUGAUCGCCAGAAUGGUACAGGAUUUUGAAUGGAAGCUUCAUCCUGACGAGCCAGAGCUUGAUUUCAGCAGCAAGCUUGAGUUCACUGUAGUUAUGACCAGGCCCCUUGUUGCCCUGGUGAAGGACAGGCGUCGCUCAUAAUCUCCUCUCUCCUCUCUCCUCUCUCCUCUCUCCUCUCUCCUCUCUCCUCUCUCCUCUCUCCUCU
Messenger RNA from Phalaenopsis equestris, 1641 nucleotides. Its product is annotated as cytochrome P450 77A4-like. Gene Ontology annotation, molecular function: heme binding; iron ion binding; oxidoreductase activity, acting on paired donors, with incorporation or reduction of molecular oxygen, NAD(P)H as one donor, and incorporation of one atom of oxygen. Lineage: Eukaryota; Viridiplantae; Streptophyta; Magnoliopsida; Asparagales; Orchidaceae. Gene Ontology annotation, cellular component: membrane. The record is from RefSeq and is a predicted model, not a curated record. Bases 24 to 1577 code for a protein of 517 amino acids. The transcript has a single exon.